AUGAUUUGAUAGUUGCAGAACAUUCCAAUGGCAGGAGAUUAAACAGAAAGUGAAAUCAGAAGAACUGAAAAAACAUGAAAGAAGAGAUGAACUACAGGUCUGGAUUAAGAGCUCAAGAUGUUUAAAGGACCAGAGGCUUAAUCUAGACGAUUGAGGGAUGUUUUUACUUCAAUUAUCAAUCUCAACCACCAUAUCCAGCUCUCUAACACUCUCUUUGCCAAACUAUUUGAUUCCAUUCAGUCAGGCAUUUUCACAAACAGGUUAUGGGCAGAAACAGAACCAGAGGCUUAAUCUAGACGAUUGAGAGAUGUUUUUUCUCAAGUGGGCAUUUUCACAAACAGGUUAUGGGCCAUAUCCAGCUCUCUAACACUCUCUUAGCCAAACUAUUUGAUUCUAUUCAGUCAGGCAUUUUCACAAACAGUUUAUGGGCAGAAACAGAAACAGCGAAUUGAAUGAGUUUAAAAAACUAUGAGAAAUCGUCAUACCUUCUAACAACCAUAUCUUUGAUUGUUCCAUUUCUCCCACCGUACCACGUCUUCAAUUCCCAAAGUAAACUGCAUCGCAGACUCAGAUUUGAAAGUAACGACAGAGAAGGAUUAUGAGUUAGGUAUACCAUCGGCAUCACAAAUUUCAGAGAUCUGUUACGGAUUUGAGAGUGACCCAAUUGGAUUAAAUGCUUUGCCAAUCAGAUUGAAAACUUGUUGCAGUCAAUCUUGUUGUACGGUGGACAAUGAUAGUGAAAGAAAUGGCGUUGCCUUUCUUAUCCGUCGGCCAUGGAAGCGUAAUGAAAGAAAAAGACUCACAUCUGCUUCUUCCUCUUCUAUGGCGACUUCGAUUGAAUUGAUAUGGGUACUCAUCGUUUCAAAUUGUCCUUAUUCGAAUCGCUUUCUUCUGAUCAGAAUCAGAGAAUUUCAAAGCUUAUCGGUUCGUCUUCGCUGUUUCAGCAAUCAUUCAAAGGGAUUUCUCCACUGUUCUUCCAUAAGAAAUUAGUGCCAUGAACAACAACCCAUCACAGGAAAAUGUUGAAACUGAAGGCAUUUCUUCAAAGAAUGUGAAGAAUGAGUCCUACAGAAGUGUGCUUAUGCUGGCUUACCAAAGUUUAGGAGUUGUUUACGGCGACCUCAGCACGUCGCCUCUAUAUGUUUAUAAAACCACAUUCUCUGGGAAAUUGAGUUUACAUGAGAAUGAUGAAGAGAUUUAUGGGGUUUUAUCCUUCAUCUUCUGGACGUUUACACUCAUUGCUCUCUUCAAAUAUGUUUUCAUUGUCAUGUCAGCCGACGAUAACGGUGAAGGGGGUACCUUUGCUCUGUACUCUCUUCUCUGCAGGCAUGCUAGAUUAUGCAUUCUACCAAAUCAAGAGCCUGCUGAUGAAAAGUUAUCUGCAUAUGAAAUGAAGGAAAGCUUGGAGACAAGACCAAGUGCUGCUCUAAAAUCUUUUUUUCAGCUGCACCCGUCUUUUCGAAAAGGUUUUUUGGUGUUCGUGCUCUUCGGAACCUCCAUGGCUAUUGGUGAUGGAGUGCUCACUCCUGCAAUAUCAGUUCUUUCAGCAGUCUCGGGAGUCAAACAUAAGAUCACUGGACUCCAUGAGAAUUAUGUUGUUUUAAUCUCGUGCGUCGUCUUAGUUGGAUUGUUCUCCCUUCAGCAUUGUGGAACACACAAAGUUGCUUUCAUGUUUGCUCCAAUCAUCACGACAUGGCUCGUCUCUAUUAGUGUUAUCGGAAUGUAUAAUAUUAUCAAGUGGAAUCCGCGUAUAUACCAUGCUCUCUCUCCCGUUUAUAUGCUGAAGUUCCUUCAUAGCACGGGCGUUGAAGGUUGGAUUUCAUUAGGCGGAGUCGUUCUCUCGAUAACAGGUGUGGAGGCAAUGUUUGCUGAUUUAGGCCACUUCUCGACGCUUUCGAUCAAGAUUGCCUUCACAUUUCUUGUAUAUCCCUCAUUGAUUCUUGCUUAUCUGGGUGAGGCUGCAUUCCUUUCUAAGCAUCAUGAAGAUAUUCAGAGAAGCUUCUACAAAGCGAUACCCGAAGCGGUGUUUUGGCCGGUGUUCGUCGUGGCCACUUUUGCUUCUGUUGUAGGAAGUCAGGCCGUGAUUUCGGCUACGUUCUCGCUCGUAAACCAGUGCUGUGCUCUGAAUUGCUUCCCCCAUGUGAAAACUAUGCACACUUCAAACCAGAUAUGUGGGCAAAUUUAUAUUCCAGAAGUUAAUUGGAUGCUAAUGUGCCUUUGUUUAGCUGUGACAAUUGGCUUGAGAGACACGAACAUGUUAGGCCAUGCAUAUGGGCUGGCAGUCACCAUUGUUAUGUUCGUCUCGACUUGCUUGAUGGCACUCGUGAUACUAAUCGUUUGGAAGCAGAGGUUGAUCGGCGCCAUAGCGUUUUUCAUGUUUUUCGGGUCCAUUGAACUACUUUACAUCUCGGCAUCAAUCAGCAAAGUUCACGAAGGUGGGUGGAUACCCAUCGUGCUUUCUAUACUCUUUAUGUGUUCGAUGUAUACAUGGUACUACGGGACAAUGAAGAAACACGAAUACGACGAUGAGAACAAAGUGUCGAUGAAUCGGAUACUUUCUUCCGGGCCUAGCCUUGGCAUAGUGCGUGUGCCCGGAAUAGGCCUCAUAUACACUAAUCUGGUCUCUGGUGUUCCUGCUGUUUUUGGUCACUUUGUAACCACGUUGCCUGCAUUUCAUCAAGUGCUCGUGUUUGUUUGUAUAAAGUACGUUCAAGUUCCCCAUAUCGACGAAGAACAUCGACUGCUCAUCACAAGGGUGGGACCGAAAGAAUGCAACAUGUUUCGGUGCGUCGUGAGGUAUGGCUAUAGGGAUUUGUUACAAGAAAACUACGAUUUCGAGAACAGGUUGGUGUUUUCUCUAAUGCAAUAUGUAGACACAGAAGAUCAGUUUUGGAAACCAAUGACACCUUGUGAAUAUGAACCAUUGGAGCAGUCUUCCUACAAGUAUAAAGCGACAGAUACUGCGGUCGACGAUCGGGAGAAGACGACACAUAGCGAGGAAGCGAUGCUGAUAAUGAGAGCGAAAGAGUCGGGAGUCACGUACAUUUUCGGGCAUUGCUCGGUCAAGGCCAAGAAAUCGUCCUCCAUUCUAAAGAAGUUGGGUAUUGAUAUUGUGUAUGCUUUUUUGAACCAGAAUUGUAGAGAGCCUGAGGCUUUACUGAAUGUGCCUCACACUUCUCUGUUGGAGGUUGGUAUGGUUUAUUAUGUAUAGUUUCAACCAAUAAACAUAAGCUUAGAACCUCAUCUCAAGGCAUUGUUCUUCAUGUUUUGAUAUGAACAUGUAGCUUUCUUUUCUACUUUU
Messenger RNA from Cucurbita pepo subsp. pepo (vegetable marrow), 3301 nucleotides. NCBI's taxonomy places the organism in Eukaryota, Viridiplantae, Streptophyta, Magnoliopsida, Cucurbitales, Cucurbitaceae. The record is from RefSeq and is a predicted model, not a curated record.